Messenger RNA from Malassezia restricta, 762 nucleotides. RefSeq lists its product as uncharacterized. Bases 1 to 762 code for a protein of 253 amino acids. The record is from RefSeq and is a predicted model, not a curated record. The transcript has a single exon. NCBI's taxonomy places the organism in Eukaryota, Fungi, Basidiomycota, Malasseziomycetes, Malasseziales, Malasseziaceae.
AUGGCACGCAGAGGCACACGUUUCUGCUGUUGUGCCUUCCCCCUUGUAAAGUUUGGGGCGUAUCUGCUCGUGAUUGAAACGGCAUUCGUGGCCUUGUGUUUAGGCAUUCUGGCGCUGGCUCCUCCGCCGAUUGUGGGUGGCAUGGAUGCCAUUCCGUCGUGGGGCAAGUAUGUCGUGGCUGUUAUUGCCUUUGUUCUAGCCGCAUGGCAAAUUUUGGGUCUCUGUACCGUGGUCACUGACUCUCCAUGGUCGUAUAAACAGUAUUCGCGCAUGAACUUCUUGGCGACGGUCGUACUUUUGUGCUUCACAAUUGCUUUCACAGUGACAGCCGCCGCUAAACACAAUGAUGCAAUUGAAGCUUGCUUGAACGAGUUCGAGCGCCCGCUGGCCAACGAUGGCUAUGGCGUCGAAGAGGUGCAGGAUCGUCUUGACGAGGGCCGUCACGAUGUGUGCAACUAUCUUGGCUGGGCGGAUGUCGGUCUGAUGGGCGGCCUCGUCGUGGUGGUGGGUCUCUUGCAGCUGUACAUGUGCUACAUGCAGGGCCAGUACGGUAAGCGGCAACGUGCUGCUCAGAAGGAGUCCCUGUCGCAGCAUGAUGCUGGCUCCUUCCCUAUGAACCCAACAUCCACCUGGACCGACCCAUCGCACGGUGCCAUGUCCACAGGCACAGUUCUCCAUGCUCCCUCGCAUCGUAAUGCUUAUGAGCCCGUCAUGCUGCAAGACAACUCGACGCGGCCCUUGUACCAAACAUACAGCCAUUAG